AUGUCCUUACAUUUGACAAGGAAUAAGGCCCCAUCACUGCAGAAGCAGGAAGUGGAGUCUAUCAAGGAUCAUAAAAUCAUGAAGGCCCAGAAUGUGAAACUCCAGAUGUCUAGACCUUCAUAUUCUAAGUCUGAUACUCCCUGGAAAUCCCAGUCCUUGGAGUCUGAGUUAUUGCCUACUGAGUCAUUGUCUGAGGAUGCACAUACAUUGGCCAUCACUCUGUCAUCAUACAUUUUGUCUCAUGAAGAUAAUAAAGAAGUACUGAAAACCACAGACAAAGAUGAGCCAAAGGAUGAAGCCCAUGCUGAACGACCAUCCUGGGCUAAUAAAACUGAGUACUUUCUGGCCCAGGUGGGCUUCUCUGUGGGGCUGAGCACCAUCUGGCGCUUUCCUUAUCUGUGUUUUCACAACGGAGGUGGCAGUUUUAUCGUCAUCUACAUCCUCAUGCUGUUCUUCCUUGGAGUUCCUCUUAUCUUCCUGGAGAUGGCAGCUGGCCAGAGGCUGCGUCAGGGCAGCAUUGGUGUAUGGAAGGUCAUCAGCCCCUGGAUUGGUGGUGUGGGGUAUGCCAGCUUCAUGGUAUGCUUCAUCGUGGGCUUAUACUACAGCAUGCUCAUGGCCUGGAGUCUCUUCUAUUUGGUUCAGUCUUUCCAGUCCCCACUGCCUUGGUCAUCAUGCCCCUCACUGAGGAACACCAGUGAUUUCGAUCCCGAAUGUACACGGACGACAUCCACCACAUACUUCUGGUACCGGAAAAUGUUGAAGGCCACAGAUGAAAUUGAGAUGGGUGGGCUGCCACUAUUUCAUCUCAGUGUGUCUCUCUUUGCAACCUGGUUACUUAUCUGCGUCUCCAUGAUGAAAGGGCCCAGGUCCAUUGGGAAGAUGCUGUAUGUCUUAGUUCUUCUUCCCUACUUCAUCCUUAUUGUUCUCCUUGCCCGGACUCUACAGCUGGAAGGUGCCAUUUUUGGUCUCAAGACUUUGUUAGCUUCCAAGGUAACAGCCCUGUACUCUAUGGAAGUGUGGCGCCGGACAGGAAACCAGGUCUUUUUGUCCAUGGGCCCCGGCUUUGGCAGCUUCACUGCGAUCAGCUCAUACGUCCCUCGGUCCAACAACUGUAUCAGUGAUGCCUUUGCUGUGGCUUUUCUCAACUUGGUCACCUCAAUGACUGCCACGUUGGUUGUAUUUUCCAUCAUAGGCCAUUGGGCCACAGUGAGCACCCAAAAAUGUUACCAGAGAAAUGCCGACAGAGUGAUGGACCUGGUAGCAAAUGGAAUGUUGCCUUCUAAGGCGCGGCCCCCAGAUAGUCUGUAUCACCAGCCAAACCUCAUUUAUCCAAGGUGGCUCAAUAACAGCCUCCCUGCACAAGUCAAAAGUGAGAUCCUACAACAAUUAACUGAUUGCAACUUAACUUGGCAAUUGAAACAGGCUAUGGAAGGUCCAGGUGUGACAUUUGUGGCAUUUACCGAACUCAUCUCUAUGCUUCCUGGACCCACCUUAUGGGCCAUCAUCGUCUUCCUGCUGCUGGUGAACCAGGGGAUGAGCACCAUGAUAGGGAUUAUGCAGGGCAUCAUUACCCCUCUCCAGGACACAUUCUCUCCCCUCAGGAAACAUACGCAGCUGCUCACAGUGGGUGUCUGCAUGCCUAUGUUCCUGGGCAGCCUCAUUUUUGCUAGGCCCUCGGGCAGCUACUAUGUGAAUCUGCUGGAUGAUUACUGGGUAUCUCUGCCCCUCUUCUUCAUUAUCAUCUUGGAGAAUGUGGCCGUGGCCUGGAUCUAUGGGGCCAGGAGGUUCCUUGCAGACAUGACAAUCCUGUUGGGCCGCUCCAUCUCCCCCAUGUAUCGUUGGCUGUGGUCCUUUCUGUCUCCAUUUGUGCUGCUAAUCCUGUUUUUGUUCACCCUGGUUCAUCUUUGUGGGAAGGAUAUCACCUAUAUGGCCUGGAACUCAACCUCAGUGAGCCUCCCUCCCCAAUAGAACCCCCUAAGGAGUGGGUACCAGACCUAUCAAUCCACUCUUGCCU
Lemur catta (Ring-tailed lemur) is the source of this 2014-nucleotide messenger RNA. It is a transcript of the gene SLC6A16, whose product is annotated as solute carrier family 6 member 16. The coding region runs from base 1 to 1968 and encodes 655 amino acids. Gene Ontology annotation, cellular component: membrane. The transcript has 10 exons. The record is from RefSeq and is a predicted model, not a curated record. NCBI's taxonomy places the organism in Eukaryota, Metazoa, Chordata, Mammalia, Primates, Lemuridae. Gene Ontology annotation, biological process: sodium ion transmembrane transport.